Cryptomeria japonica (Japanese cedar) is the source of this 2030-nucleotide messenger RNA. Its product is annotated as disease resistance protein Roq1-like. Gene Ontology annotation, molecular function: ATP hydrolysis activity; ADP binding. The record is from RefSeq and is a predicted model, not a curated record. NCBI's taxonomy places the organism in Eukaryota, Viridiplantae, Streptophyta, Pinopsida, Cupressales, Cupressaceae. The coding region runs from base 610 to 1653 and encodes 347 amino acids. The transcript is spliced from 2 exons. Gene Ontology annotation, biological process: defense response.
GAAAGUUUGAUACAUACAUUUUGUAAUUCUAGCCCUGCAUUCAUGGCUUCCUCCUCCUCGUCUCGCCAACAAAUUGUAGAAUAUGAACAACAAAAGCAAAGAUCGAUUGCAGAUCCUAAACUAUAUGAUGCAUUCAUCAUCCACCGAAGCCCUGACGUCAAACACACCCUUGCUAAACAAUUAUAUGACCUUCUUAAGGCCAGAAAGUGCCGGGCAUUUCUAGACCGUGAAGAGAUAGAAGGGGGAGAUUCUAUUCCUGCUGCCACUCACAAUGCAAUAUGCUCAUCUGUGGUUCAAAUAGCCAUCUUUUCAAGAAGAUAUGCAGAAUCAUCGUGGUGUUUGGACGAGCUGGUUCUUAUGUUAGAACAAACUGAUGCCCUCUUUAUUCCUGUCUUCUACGAUGUGUAGCCCUGGGAGCUAGGCGACAUCGAGAACGAGCAGUCACAGUACUCUGCGGCUUUUUCUGAUUAUCAAAGGAAAGGGAGGAAUCUUCAUAAGCUUGAGCAAUGGAAAACUUCCCUUGAAUCUGCUUCAAAGACACCUAGUUAUGAAAAAAGCGAGCAUGAAGACAAUUUGGGUGAAGAGAUUGUAUCCCGUGUGCUGCAAGAAAUGAAAAAGAGGACCCCGUUACAUGUUGCGAAAUAUCCAGUUGGACUUCCUGAACUCGUCCAAGAUUUCGAAAGGUCUUGUUCAAUGACAGCGAGGGGCAAGGUCACGAUAGUAGGGAUCUUUGGUCUAGGUGGGGUUGGCAAGACCACCCUAGCAAAAGAAUUGCUUAACAUUAAGUGUUCUGGCUACAAUGCAUCAUGUUUUCUCUACGAUGUGAGAGAAUCACAUGCCAGACAUGAUUUGCAUACCUUGCAAAGUAAGUUAUUCAAAGAUCUGUUUAAUGAAGAUCGAAAGUUUGGCCAUGCUGCUGAGGGAAUAGGACAACUGGAGCAUCAUCUGGGAAGGGCAAAGCAUUUGCAUUUUCUUAUUGUCCUCGAUGAUAUCAAUCAUCGGGAACAGCUAGAUUUCCUUUUACCUGAAGCUAUGCUAGGCCCUGGUAGCCUUGUAAUUAUGACAACCCGUGACCAAAGCGUGUUAGCGGGUGCAGAUAUCCAUUAUAGGGUGAAAGAAAUGAAUUGGGAUAAUGCUAAAACUCUUUUCUGUAACCAUGCAUUUUGCGGACGGGAUCCACCCACCGCAUUUGAGAAAUUGGUUGAAAGCUUCGUGGGAUUUUGUGGAGGUUUACCUCUCUCACUGAAAGUUCUGGGUGCCCAUCUUUAUGGUAGAAAUGAGGAUUAUUGGGAGUUAGAAUUUCAAAAGGUCAAGAAUAUCCAGCCCAGGGAUAUAAUGCAAAGUCUUAAAAUCAGCUUUUAUGGUCUGGACAGUCAGGAGAAACAGAUAUUUAUAGAUAUUGCUUGUUACUUCAAUAAACAGUCAAUAUAUCUUGUCAAAAAUGUGGCUAUGUCAAUCUGGGAAGCAUCCGGUUGGAGCGCUGAACUUGCAGUUCAAACCCUGCAAGAUAAGUGCCUAGUGGAAUUUGAUAUCAACGAUGAGUUUCAAAUGCAUGAUCACCUCCGUGAUCUGGGAAGACAAUUGGCAGACGACUUGAUUCCUCCUCGGAUGUGGAAACCAGAGCUUCUUAGAUCUAUGGUGUGCUUCUUCUAAACAUUCUUAAACUGAAACAAAAAAAAUCUUUAGGAAAAGGAUUUGAGUUUAUGUAGCUUUAUAUUUUUCCCAGCUAACCUCACAUUUAACGCAGAUCCUUUUAUAUGCAGGAAGCAGUGGGAUUUAAACAGAUCAUAGAAGAAAGAAAGUGCAGGUGUUUCCAUUCGUUCCUGGAUUCCUCCCUUGAAACUGAAAUUACCUAUUUUAUAGGUAGUACAAAUGACUCUGCGGAGACUGAACUUCUCUGGCUUGAAUUUGGUGACGAAGAGGACAUCUUAAAUAGCAUUCCUUCUUGGAUUCCUCUCCAAAAGUUGCGCUAUUUAGCUGUUUCGAACGUGGAAGAAUUGUGGAGCACUUUUCAGCAACAGAUGCAGACC